AGGCUUGUCUUGUGACACAUUUCUGACAGCUUCCAAAACUUUCAUGAAUGGAAGAAAAUUGAAAAUAUAAUACUGUUACUGAGAGAAGGAUUAGCAAAUUUUGUCGCUUCGGCUUGGUCCCUGUUAUGCUUGUGUUGUGUAUGUGACUGACAAAGAACUUUGACAUAGUGGUUUUACCGUUCGUUUCACGAUCAGGUGGGCUAGGCCCUCACCAUACAUUGAACAACAUGUCAGUAAGAGAGAGGGCUCGCAGAUCGCUACAAAAAUAGGAAUGUAGAAGUUAAGAAUUGGCAGAUGCAGUUGACGCUUUAAAAUGGAAGACCGUGCAGAUGCAGCUGAGCUAGUGAAAUGUUUGGAAUCGGGAGACUUAGAAGUGGUUGCGAAAUUUACUCAGGUUAUCCAUGAAAACCUGUAUGCUGCGAAGGAUUCCACUCUGUUGAAUUCACUUGUUGAUUGUUAUGUUGGUUCGAAGUCAGAAAAUCUUCUGUCUAUUAUUGUUGGAAUAAAUGAAUCGCACUGUCAAUAUCUUUUUGAAAAGAUGAAUGACCUGCUAAGGCGUGGAAUGCAAACAGAGAUAAGUUUACUCUUUGCUGCCAUAAUCAGAAAACAGCCAUCCUGGCUCUAUAAAGUUGUUGGUUGUCAAUUCUUCACCAAUUAUCUCAAGACAUUACGGGGUGAUCAGGAUGUUGUUUUCCUUAUGAGUGGAGCAGUGAUCAUUAGCAUGUUGUUACCCUGUGUUCCUUCACUUGUUGCACAAUAUCUAGGUGAUAUUUUGGAUAUAUUUGUCAAAAUGGCAUCAUUUUUAGUCCACAAGCCAGCUGCCUUGCCUGACAUACUUAUUUUGCAUCUACAAAUUGGUGUCUAUAUUCUGUUUCAUCGACUGUAUGCUAUGUACCCAAACAAUUUUUUAUCAUAUAUGCGCUCAUACUAUGGCUCAAAAGGCAAUGAUCCCGUCUUUCGUCAAGUUAUUCAGCCUAUGUCACAGUUUGUUAAACUCCACACUGGUCUGAUAUUAGACACAUCAAAAUCAGAAACAGAGAAGACAAAAUGGAAAACAAGCCAACCGCACGACAUAUUUGCGGAGUGUCAGAAGAUUUCUUUAGAUCCUCUGGAUGCUGUUAAAGAAGCUACAUACACUGUACUGUCGGAGACGAGUUUUGGGAUCCAAGGUCUUGCUGCUAGAAAGGAAGUAGUUGUAAGCACGGCUGUUACAAGUGUUGCUAAUGAUAAUUUGUCUUCAGUAAACAGUGAAUGCAAGAUAUCAGCUACUGAACCUUUACACCAUGAUGACAAUGGUAAACCUCUUCAUACUCAUGAUUCUACGUCAUACCUUUCUAAACAAGAGCUCUCUUUAUUUUGGAGCCCUUCUUAUUCGUGUGGUUUGAGCACUCCACCCUCCUCGCGUACUCUUUCGCCAGCAAACAGCGCUCAAGAUAUUACUUCUCUGAAUGAAUUUUGUCAGCGGCCAAUGACGCCCUCUGCAGACGUUGAAAGAGAGGGGGCCAAUGAGCCACAGGAAAACCGUACAUCACCUGCAGAUACUGCUCGUAGAAGGUCUGGGGGUGAGUUGAAAAAAUCUCACCAAAAGAGUCACAAAUCUCCAAAACUUAGUGUUAAAUCGAAAAGUGAGGAAAGUAUGGAGAAUAGAGGUAGUAAAAAAAGCCGUGAAGACAGUAAAGUUGAACUGAGUCCUGAGUUGAUGAAAUAUAAUGUUGAUCGAUCGAGGACGUCGCCCAGUAAAAAGAAACUUGAUCAGAUACAAGGUCAUCUUGGAAACAUAAAGACGAAAUUAAGCCCAAAACUUUCUCGAUCGGAUAAAAUGGUAACCAAGCAAACGCAGUCUGCUCCAUCGACACCAGGAUUGGCACAGAAAGACAGCUUUACUUUCCAACCAGUACAGGAUCAUGUAUAUUUACAAAACGAAACGCUCACCCCAGAUUACCACAAUAGAAGCCUACCCCAAUCUGGAACUGCAUUCACUCCUUAUCAGAGUGACAAGAGACCAAUGCCUGGCUCCCACAACGUGUCACGGUCGGAAUCCCCUGUUAAUAAGUCCAAUGCAAGCAUUUCGCUAUUGCGGGUUGUAAAGGAGAUGCACCAGGAGGCUUUGUCAAAAUUUCACGUCCCAGCUUCACAAGAACAUGACGUAAUCGAGCAUUUUGAGAAGUUAAAAGUAAAGAGCCCACUGGAGCUUCUCGAUGAGUUCAUAGCAUGUGGUUCUAGUUUGCACUCUCACCAACUGAGUAGAAUCCCCAUAACGAGUCAGAUUGACACCGAUUGGACCUAUUUUGGCGGUACGACUCCUGCAGAUGAGCUGUCAAUACUCAAGACACAGUUAAAUUUGUUUGAAGUGCAGUUGCAGUAUCAAAGAUAUAAAUGCGACCAGCAUGUUUUGCGGAACCGUCGACUCGUUGGGAAAGUACACAAGGCUCAAGCAAUAGAAGAUGAAAUUGACACUCUGAGAAAUCAAAUUUCACUUUUGGAGUCAGAGCUGAGAGAAGUUAAAGUUGCUUUGAAACAUAAGGAUGAGCUCGUGAGGCGACAUCAAGAUACCCAUCAGGUAUCGGAAAAGAGAAUUUCAGGAACUUUACAAGAAUUUCAAGCAGAAAAUGAAAUGCUACGAUGCAAAUUAGACGAGCUUGUGGACGAAUUAGCCUCAAAGGAGUGCCAACUCACGAGUACUGCUUCGGAACUCAAAUCGGUCCAACACGAGUUGUUUGAAACCAAGUCAGAACUUGAUCACAUAAGACCGAAACUAGAAAUUAACAACGCAGUGCAGGCCAAGGCAGACAAUCUUGCAAAAUCAUUGGUGACAUUUCAUGAUAAAUAUGACAAAGUCAAAAGACAAGUUCAGCUGUUUGAAAAAAGCCAUGUUGGUGGCGAAGAAUCCUUUAUGGAGCUUGAAGCACUGAAGAUUGAAGUCAGAGAACAGAAAAUUGAACGUGAGCAUCUUCUCUCAUCCCUUGAUGCUGCAAAGGUGCGCAUUGCCGAUCUCGAGGCACUACUUGCUAAAAAGGAAUCGUUGAUCAGGGAACAAAAAACAAAGACGGAAGAAAUUUACCAAAAACACGAAGAAGAGAAAAAGGUUUUAGAUGAAAGAUACAAAUGUUUGAAGAAGGCUAUCCAAAGUAUGGAAUCAUAUAUUCUCUAUCUGUUUGCUAAAUUAGAAGAAAAUGGUCGAGAUGUUCGUGGUCAUGGCUACGGAGGAGGGCACAGGCGCAGUGAAAGGCAUGAACGAUAUGGCCAUGAUGAUAAUAAUUCUCACAGAAACCAUCAAGGGGAACGACGAACUGAAAUCGAUGUGCAUACGAAAUUGUCUCAGAAGGACAAUGGAGAACAGAAACGACGGUGUGAUGACGAACCAGUGGCAGGCAGCAAGGCAAAAGGAGAGGCUGAACACGAUAAACAAAGCCUGAACAGUGGUGAAUCUCGGUCGAUUUUGCUGUUAAAUGAUGGUAGCGAGUCGAGAACCGAUAAUGAUAGUAUCUCUUCUGAACUUAAAAACGAUAAGAAAUUAGAUCAGGAGCAUACACACUCACUUCAUCUUGAUAAUGAGAGACAUGUUGAUGAUAGUGGUAUUGAGCGCAGUGGGGCUGUGUAGAUUGUCGACUUCUCUAGUUACAAUUUGUUUUCAUUAUAAUUGUUCAUAACCUAUUUUUCUGCGUAAAAUUGUUAGGCUGUUUAUGAAAUAUUUAUAUUAAAAUACAUCCAUAUUUUAAAGAAAUUGUUAGAGUUCUUGUUCAUCCACACGACCGAUUUGCUUGUAUAUUUUAUGAAUGGCUACCGUUGAUGCAAUUGUGACAGACUUUUAACCAUUCAAAAAGUAACUAAAUUAUUUUAAGUAUUAAAAAUCACAAUACCAAGCAACGAAUUCAAUUUUUUGUUUCGUUAAAACAGAGAUCAUAUGAAUCAUAUGAUUGCAUAUGAAUUUUGAUUUAUUCUUCUCUUAUUCAUGUCACUUAUUUAUAUUUAUACUUUUGCCAAUCUCUUGCGACAUUGAACAAUAGAAUUAAUCAGUAAUUAAUCCCUUUUUACGAUCAUUUUUAGGCCAAUUUUUUAAUAGAUUCUUCCUAAAAAGCCUAGUCUAUUUAGGUCUUGAACACGAAUGCGUGAAAUCGGCUCGGAGAUGGCUUAUUAAAUCUUAAUGCUCAAUGUUACCAUAAGAACCUUUACUCGGGUCUUAGUUCAAAGCCUGCAGUCUUAAGUUUACCGGUACCCUAAUCUUAAGUGGUUUUUCGUGUAUUGAGAUGUUUUGCUCCCACACUUAUCGUGUAUAUCAGGCUAUGUUUAAAGAAACCGGCGUUGAUUGUCCAAUCUCAGGACCUGUAGUUGAUUGAUAACCUUUAAAUGAUCUAAGAAAUGCAAAACAGUCAGAGGAAUGUCUACUGAACUUGACCCCAUUUGUACUACAUGAGACGUCCUUAAUUCAAAAGUUUCUUUUAGUUUUUAAUGUUUUCAGCAUCAUGAGGCUAUCUGAUGAAAACAGGCUACCAAAGAUAAUCGAUUUGCGUUUUUGGUGCGCUGUGUUUUGUCAGACAAAAACAUUUUCUGCAUGAAGCACAAUUUUUACCGAUUCUGUUUGUUUUAAGAAAACCUACAUAUAAAAUGCUGCCAUCUCUUGAAGAUGGUCUUCAAAACGAUUAUCGAAAGUUAAACGAAAGAGUUUAGACUAGGAAAACAAUGUUUUUGUACCUAACUCCAUAAGAGAAGAGAAACACUUGGGAGGAACCCGUCAAAAUUCUAAAAAAUUUUAUAGGCUGUUGAAGUUUAGCUAAAGCUGCUAUUUUCAACAUGGUAUUUCUCUUAAGAUCUUAUUCGUUUCAGAAUUUCGUGCUUGGUGUUACAGAAGCUGGUUUCCCAAUGCACCAUUGAUGCGGGAGGAUAUAAAGUCUAAGAUAAGGUGCUGCUCUUUAAUCAGUUCUCGUUACAACUGCGUAACUUACAAGCUGUUUGCCUUUUGAUUCAUAGAAUAAGUUAUUGAAAUAAAUUACUGACAUAAAUAGAGAUAAAUAAAUACAAGCCACACCAGCAGCAAUUCACUCGGACGCUAAAAUUUGACAUCCAAACAUGUUAAAUGAACAGGUAAUUAAAAAUUGAUUACCCUUAAGUUAUUUCUUUAGCAUCAACAGUUCAAGAAUCAUUUUCAAAAUCUACUGUAUGCUUCGGUAUUCGAUGACGACUUUGUGGUUAAAACAGUAACUAGCUUGAAGGAUGAAAUUAAAACUUUCAUUCGAUGUUUGAAAAUUGACAUUCACUUAUUUUUUCAGACAGGGAAAGAAUUUUUUUUGUAGAUUAUCCAUCUAUUUUGAAAAACAAGUCCGAUCUGGUACCAACGAAUUUAAACUUAAUCAUGUUUUUGUUACAUGGACAUUUUUACAUAAAUGAAAAACUUAAAAUAUACGAUUAAUCCAUUAAAGUAUAAUUAAUGGCAGAAACUGCCGUAAGUCGUUUGUUUAAAUUCUUUCUUUGAUAUGAGGAUUGUCUGGUACCCCUGGAACACUACAUUAGAUUUUGACAAAUUUCAAUAUCCUCCUCUCCCAGGAGCGUAGCUAACGGCAAGUAUGACACAACAAUACUUCAUGAUUUGGUCAGGAAAUCUUCAGUUGGUCAAAAUAGUCCUUACUCUGUCGGUAAAAUUUUCAAUCGGCAGGUGAAAUAGUACAUAAAUUUUUCUACAUCUAUCUUCGUCAGUAAAUUUUACCAUUGAUGAUCCUUCACCAUCUAGUCUGGAAAGUCAAGCUACGAUACUGUUCCUCCCUGCUCUUUAAAAAGUGGUCUUUUAGAUUCAGUGAUAGAGAUUCAGUGUUGUGGAGACAGACGUGCAUGUCGAUCCUUUGAUUGGCAUUUUCUCAAAACACCUUUGGAGCUAUAGAGCUUUCAAAUGACUUUUGAAAGGAAUUACACUUGUAUUUUUUUAAAGGAUCAGUUUGGUUUUGACAGCUGCGUGGCUCGGUAUAUGAUCCUUUCUUGCAAUACUCAAAUGCCCAAAAAAGGAUUAGAGUUUCAAUGAAGAUGCAU
This is a messenger RNA of Rhopilema esculentum, 6018 nucleotides long. Its product is annotated as hamartin. NCBI's taxonomy places the organism in Eukaryota, Metazoa, Cnidaria, Scyphozoa, Rhizostomeae, Rhizostomatidae. Gene Ontology annotation, biological process: negative regulation of TOR signaling; regulation of cell cycle; negative regulation of cell population proliferation. The record is from RefSeq and is a predicted model, not a curated record. Gene Ontology annotation, cellular component: TSC1-TSC2 complex.